GUUUGGUUUAUUUCUGUGCUUUAAUAGCUAGUGAACUCAUACGUGAUGAGUAGCCGUGAGGUGGCGCUGAACACGGCUGCAUGCAGACUGCUGCUGAACAUCAUGCCUGGCCUUGAGACGGCUGUGGUCUUUCAAGAGAAGGAGGGGAUUGUGGAGCGAUUGUUUAAAUGGGCUCAGGAGGCAGAGCAGCCCCUCCGAAUCUACGCCACAGGCCUGCUGGCAGGAGCCAUGGAGAACCAGGACAUCGCCGCCAACUAUCGCGAGGAAAACUCUGUACUGGUUCCUUUGAUGCUGCAGAGGCUGAGGGAGCUUCAGGAAAAGGAGGCAGAGAACAGGAAGGACAGUAAGCGUCCAAGCAAGAGUCUCGCUCCACUGCUGCCCCUGGACGAGGAGGCCGUGGAUGGAGAGUUCGCUCCUAACGCUCCUAACUCCGAGAAUCACGACUCGAGAAGAACCGACUCGGACGCUGAGCUGCAGCCCGUGUCUGCUGCGAGGAGCGUGGGGAGAGGUAACACAGGCAUGAAGGGCCUGAUGAAGCCCGCUGCAGCACUCCCUUUAGAGCUGGACGAAACGGACAGCCCAGGUGAAGUCAUGAGGAACUGGAGGAAGAAGGAGAACGGUGGCAAAGUAAAGCAGAAGCUGAACUUCUCGCAGCCAGAGCCGGAGCGCAGCUUCAGUGAGCUGUCCAACAGCAGCUGGACUGAGAUGAGCCCGUGGGUGAUCGGAAAUAACUACCACCUGUGCCCGCUCACACCUGGAAUAGAGCAGCGCCUCAUCCUCCAGUACCUCACCCCGCUGGGAGAAUACCAGGAGUUGUUGGCUGUUUUCAUGCAGCUCGGAGCUCGUGAGCUGCUGAUGCACUACAUGGACCUGAAACAAACAAACGACGUUCAGCUCACGUUUGAAGCCCUGAAGUAUCUUGCGUCUCUCCUCCUUCAUAAAAAGUUUGCGGCCGAGUUUGUUGCGCAUGGCGGAGUGCCAAAGCUACUGGAGAUCCCGCGACCCUCCAUGGCUGCCACCGGCGUCUCUCUGUGCCUCUAUUACCUGGCAUACAACCAGGAUGCUAUGGAGAGGGUGUGUAUGCUGCCGCAUUCGCUGCUGUCGGAGGUGGUGAGCUACACGCUGUGGCUCCUGGAGUGCUCUCACGCCUCCGGCUGCUGCCACGCCACCAUGUUCUUCUCCAUCUGUUUCUCCUUCAGAGCCGUGCUCGAGCUCUUCGACCAUCAGGACGGGCUGCGGCGGCUCGUCAACCUGAUUAGCACUCUGGAGAUUUUGAACCCAGAGGACCAGGGUGCGCUGUUGAGCGACGAUGAGAUCUUCUCAAGCAGACAGACUGCAAAACAUACCUGCAUGGCGCUGCGCAGGUAUUUUGAGGCUCACCUGGCCAUUAAAGUCGAGCAGGUCAAACAGUCGCUGCAGCGUACAGAGGGAGGAGCGCAGAUUCACCCGCAGCCUUAUUACAAGGCUUGCUCCUACACCCAUGAGCAGGUGGUAGAAAUGGUGGAGUUCCUGAUCGAGUUCGGACCGGCGCGUUUGUACUGGGAGCCUGCCGAGUUCUUCCACAAACUGUCCUGUGUGCAGCUCCUUUUGCAGCUCAUUUCUAUCGCCUGUGACUGGAGAACAUACUACGGCAGGGCUGACACCGUGAGGUACGCUUUGGAUAUCUUGAGCAUUUUGACAGUCAUUCCUAAAACGCAGCUGCUGUUGUCGGAGAACGUCGCUGUGCUGGAUGAGAAUGGCUCCACCAUCUCCACUGCAUCUAGCGUGCCGCCGUUCACUCCCGUUUCUGUCGCGACGCCUCCUUCUCCCGCCGCUGGCAUCCCACGGACUCCUCGGCUCACUAACGGAGUCGCGGCCCGUCUGGGUGGCCACACCCCCCACGCGCUUCCUCAUCACCAGCCCCGCCCCUCCACCUCACAGGCUCCGCCCCCUCCACCGCCUGCAGUCUCCCUCCACAGUAAUGGCUCUCCGCUUAUCGGACGCAUCGUGUUCUCACGGGAGCGGCCGUCACCGUGUUCAGCUGCAGGAGGGAAGAGGCCAAAAGUGUUGCGGCAGAAAUCUGAUCAUGGUGCUUUCAGCCAGAGUCCGGCCAUGAAAAAGCAGCUGGACAGACAUCUGCCCUCUCCACCAACUCUAGACAGUAUCAUAACAGAGUAUUUACGAGAGCAGCACGCCCGCUGCAAGAACCCAGUGACCACAUGUCCUCCCUUCAGCCUCUUCACACCGCACCAGUGCCCAGAGUCCAAGCAGAGACGCCAGGCACCCACCAAUUUCACUCCUCGCCACACACGCAGGGUCGUCUACCCCAAAUACGGUGGGGUUGAUGGAGGCUGUUUUGACCGGCAUCUCAUCUUCAGCAGGUUUCGGCCCAUCUCUGUGUUCAGGGAGGCUGAGGAGGAUGAGAGUGGCUUCAUGUGUUGUGCGUUCUCAGCGCGAGAGCGUUUCCUGAUGUUGGGCACAUGCACCGGACAGCUCAAACUCUACAAUGUGUUCAGUGGACAGGAGGAAGCCAGCUACAGCUGCCACAGCUCAGCCAUCACACACCUGGAGCCCUCCAGAGACGGUUCCCUGUUGUUGACUUCAGCUUCCUGGAGUUAUCCUUUAUCUGCGCUGUGGGGUAUGAAGUCCGUAUUCAUCAUGAAGCAUUCAUUCCUGGAUGAUCAUUAUGUGGAGUUCAGCAAACUCUCUCAGGACAGAGUCAUAGGAACAAAAGAACACAUCGCACACAUAUAUGACAUUCAGUCUGGACAGAAACUCCUGACCCUCAAUAACCCUGACCUAGCCAACAACUACAAGCGCAACUGUGCCACGUUUAACCCCACGGAUGACCUGGUCCUGAACGACGGUGUCAUGUGGGACGUCCGCACCGCUCAGGCCAUCCAUAAGUUUGACAAGUUCAACAUGAACAUCAGCGGCGUUUUCCAUCCCAAUGGUUUAGAGGUCAUCAUCAACACGGAGAUUUGGGAUUUGAGGACGUUUCAUCUUCUUCACACAGUACCAGCGCUAGAUCAGUGUCGGAUUGUCUUCAACAACAAUGGAACUGUCAUUUAUGGAGCCAUGUUGCAGGCUGACGAUGAGGAUGACAUGAUGGAGCAGCAGAUGAAGAGUCCAUUCGGAUCGUCCUUCAGGACCUUUGAUGCCACUGAUUAUAAACCCAUCGCCACCAUUGAUGUGAAGAGGAACAUUUUUGACCUGUGCACAGACACUAAAGACUGCUAUCUUGCCGUCAUUGAGAAUCAGGAUUCAAUAAAUAUGGACACUGUGUGUCGGCUGUAUGAAGUCGGUCGCCAGAGACUAGCUGAGGAGGAAGAGGAUGAGGAAGAUCAGGAGGAGGAUGAUCAGGAUGAAGAGGAUGACGAUGACUCCGAUGAUGACAUGGAUGACAUCGAUACCGACCCGCUGCUGGCAGAGCUGGAGAACGAGAACAACGGCGAGGAAGAUGAGGAGGAUGGCGAGCAGGAUUUUUCUCCGUCUGAUGAUGAGGAAGUGGCUCGCCUGCUGGAUGAAGAGGCGGAUGAUGAUGAUGAUGACGAUGACGAUGACGACGAAGAUGAUGACGAUGAUGAGGAUUCUGAUGACAAUGAGCGAGAUGUGGAGCUUGUACUAGAUAACACAGACAGCUCCGAUAACUCCGACCUGGAAGAUGACAUCAUCCUCUCCCUGAACGAGUGAUCCUCAAGUGCUCAGUGAGAAGAUCUGAGAGAAAUGUCACAGGAGGGCAGCAGCUGAUGAGUGUCAGGUCGUGGUGUUGGAUGGUCCAUGUGCACGCUGCCCCAAACAUGACAUCUACGCACCUGCAGGAAAAUUGUAAACAAACAUAGUUUUAUAUAAGGACAUCUCAUAUGAAACGAAUGUAAUUUGUCUGAUGUUUGUUUUUGGUAAAGUUCUUUCUACAGCGUUGCCCUCUUUGAAUAUCGGAUCAUUUUGAAAGAACAUGUACUGAUGGAUUUCGAGAGGGUGGCAUCCUUUCAACACUUGGCACAUGUGCACCCGUGUUGCAUUCAUACAUUAGCGUGUUUUGUGUUGUUUGACCGCUGUCGAGAGGGGUUCUGGGUAGCUCCGAUACACUGUUUGCAUGCGCAGAUAUGAACGUCUGGAUGUAUGUAUGCUCUCCACCUUUGACCUGCCCAGCACUCCUCGAGUUUGAUUUCAUCUAAACAUCUGAAAAUCUAGUUGCUUAGACGUUUAGUUCAUCCAUUUUUGCUUUUUGAAUGGUAGUUUUGUUAGCCAUUGCAUCGGUUUCAUUUUACAAGAAAGCGCUUUUAAGGCCCUUUUUGUCAGCUGAUUGGAUUGAUAUGUUGCACCACAUUUAAUGAGCAAUAAUUUCCGUUGAUUUGUAAAUUCACAUAAAGGACUGUGAAGGCCUGUGGUACCGCUGACCUGUGCUCAGAUCUGCAGCGGCGUUGGCUUCUCUUUUGGAGGAAGUUACCAGUUGCACUUGCAGAUGCACCUGUUUGCUUCUUAAACUGCAUUUCACAUGAAGUUAAACAUCUUUAAGCAUCCGUGUACAGCCUCCAUUUACUUUAUGGUUUGACUUUUUUGUUCAUGCCUUUCCAAAGUAAAGAUCCAAGGCAACAUUGUGUACAAAAUGUAUUAAAAAUAUUUUUACUAUAAAUGUUAUUACAAUAAA
Sinocyclocheilus grahami is the source of this 4630-nucleotide messenger RNA. Its product is annotated as protein VPRBP-like. The record is from RefSeq and is a predicted model, not a curated record. Gene Ontology annotation, cellular component: Cul4-RING E3 ubiquitin ligase complex; nucleus. Bases 46 to 3672 code for a protein of 1208 amino acids. Gene Ontology annotation, molecular function: nuclear estrogen receptor binding; histone H2AT120 kinase activity. Gene Ontology annotation, biological process: protein ubiquitination. The transcript is spliced from 21 exons. Lineage: Eukaryota; Metazoa; Chordata; Actinopteri; Cypriniformes; Cyprinidae.